AUGAUCCGCCCGGAGAUUGGAGUUACCACUUUUUUGAAUUCGGCCGAAUAUAAACCAUGGCCUUGUAUUUUCAAGGAAAAGUAUUCUGAUUUUAUAGUUUUGGAAGUGUUAUCAGAUGGAACUUGUUGUAAGAUUAGUGAUGGAAGUUCAGAUGUCGUUCCCGGAAAGAAAGAAGUAAAAGAAGUUGUCAUGCCGAGCAGAUUGAGUGAAGAAGACAAAGAAAAGCUAGGACAACUGAAGGAACUGGGCGAAGUCUUGAUCAGUGUAGAGGUGAGUGUUAUGGUUAUCCUAUAUUUUUAGGAAGAUUUAGUAUUUAGUAUUAAAGCAGAACUGUUUGAUUUAGGAAAGCUAGACUCUAAUUGUUCAUGGUUCUCUUCUAUAAUAUUGUUUUAGGGCUGGACAAAGGACGAAAGACGAGAAUUACAUGAAUAUGUGAGGUCUUUGGGUCCUUAUGAUUCAAAGGUCGAUGGGCAGCAAAUAAAAGCCUUCAAACCGAGUAAUGUUGGACGGAAGCGAAAGUUUUGGCCUAGAGAUGUGCCAGAACAACUUCAUUUUACUCUUUCUAAAGCUGAUUAUGAGACGAGCUAUGCUAUUGGGCUGAUUUCAAAGUUCCUUUAGUAAGCUUUUUUAUAUUUAUUUAAGUUUUUUAUUGGUUUUAUCGUUCUUUUUUGAAUAGAGUUUUAUUUUAUUGUGGUACAAAUAAUUUGUUACCUAAAUUCAUAUUUUCAGUAGAACCCCGGACUCUUUUGGUUACUGCGGUUUGAAGGAUAGACGUGCAGUUACAGCACAAAGAGUGUCUGGCUUCCACGUUGAUGCUCUUGAUUUGCUAGCUCUCAAUUCACGCCUAAAGGGUAUUACAGUUAGUGCUCCAAAGUACGAAGAUAAAAGGUUGUCACUUGGAAAUCUGUGGGGAAACCGGUUUGAAGUUGCACUUCGACAGUUUGAAAUGUAUAAUGAUGAAGGGCUAAAGGUAGGUUUAAGCAUAUGUUUUGAAAUUUUUAUUGAAACGUCUUGUUCUGUAGGUUUUUUUUGUUACCUAAACUUUAAGUUUUAUUUUUGUUGAUAGGAGUAUUGCAAUUGGUUCUAAUUUUUUAAAGGUACGUUUAUUAAAAGUAAGAUUUUUAGGACAGAAUUGACGAAUGGUCUAACAACGGGUUUAUAAAUUACUUUGGAGAACAGAGAUUCGGCUCGUUUUCAAUAUCUACGGCUGAAAUUGGGCUAAAAAUCAUUCAAAAAGACUAUGAGACUGCUGUAAACAUGAUAUUGGAGCCGAAGGAAAAUACUAAAGGUACGUUUUGGCAUCAGAGAAACAUAAUUUUACUUUUUAAAAAAACUAUUGCUAUUAUUAAUUGGAAUUAUCAUCACUUUUUUAAUGUAAAUUACUUUCAGGCUCGAUUGGAGAUUGCUUGAAGACCUACAAAGAAACGAAAGACCCAAAAUCUGCUCUAAAACAAAUACAAGGGAAUCUAAACCACCUCGUCGAAACAUAUGUGCUAAAGCAACUCCAGAACACUCCAACUAACUUCAAAGCAGCCAUUCUGGCCAUACCUCGACCUCAACGAUCUUUAUAUGUCCAUGCUUAUCAGUCCAAAAUAUUCAACCAGAUAGCGUCGAAGAGAGCAGAGAAGUUUGGUCUACAAGUUUUACCUGGAGAUUUAUUCCAAGAUGAAAGUAAAUUGGUUACAGAUAGUGGAGAUGACAUUACAAAUGUUGUUUUGCCUUUGCCUUCGAACAAAAUGAGGAUACCACAAAAUGAAAGUAAGGAACAAUAAAUUACAUAUAAUAAUUCUAGUGUAAUAUUGAUAAAAUAACGGCUUUUUAAUACUUGAAAACUUGUAAUAUUUAAAUAUACGUAAAAAAGCUGUUGAUGUUGAUUGUUUUAGUUGGUGAAUGGUACAAAGAGAUAAUGGACAAGGAUAAACUGACAGAAAACGAUUUCAGAGACCUUCACAAGUAAGAAAAAGCAGAUAUUAUCACCAACUUUAGAGAAAACGUACAGUACCAAAUUAAACGGCGCUAGGACAAAUGCGGUUUUGGACAUUUGCGGAUUUUGGACAUUUGCGGAUUUUUUAAAGGUUUUUUAAAAUUUUUUAGUUAAUUUAUUUGUAGUAUGGUACUAAAUUGUACGAAAGUUUAAAUUGGUGCGGUUCUAACAUAACAGUACCUUUUUGGGCUUUUAGUACCAUUCAGUACCAAAAAAUAUAAAACAGUACCAAUUUAAAAUUUAGUACUAUUUAGCACUAAAACAUAUUAAAACAGUACCAAUUUAAACUUUAGUAUCAUUUAGUACCAUACUACAAAUAAAUUAACUAAAAAAGAAAAAAAUCCCCUUUAAAAAAUCCGCAAAUGUCCAAAAUCCGCAAGUGUCCAAAUUUGUCCUAGCGCCAAUUAAACAUCGUUUUACGUAAAGAAACUAAAGUAACACCAAUAUAUUAUUAUAGAGACUUUGCUGUGACCGAAUCCUUCCGAAACUACGUAGCAAAACCUCGUGAUGUUGAGUACGAUCUUAUUGGCUACAACGACCGCGAAUCCAUGCUACAAUCAGCCGAACCCUUUGCCAAGGUAGCCGACGGAGAGCUUCAGAAGCCGGAGGAAGGAAAGUAUCAAGCGUUGAGAGUCAAUUUCUCGUUACCUUCUGGAUGCUAUGCCACGAUCGCUUUGAGGGAAUUAUUGAGGGUCGACUUGAGUAAGAGUGCUCAAAGAGAGGCUACAGCUAACAGCAGAGACGUAGAACCUUCUGAAUGA
Messenger RNA from Bursaphelenchus okinawaensis, 2745 nucleotides. Lineage: Eukaryota; Metazoa; Nematoda; Chromadorea; Rhabditida; Aphelenchoididae. The record is from the annotation of a GenBank genome assembly.